GCUAGGCUGUAAUAGUAGUUUCCAAUAAAGUUUCUGACUUUAUAUUACACAGCAAGAGCCUUGAAGGCUUGAACACCGAUAAAUACAGUUGUUCAACAAAGCGAAGGCCAAUACCAAACAAAAGAUCUCUGUCGAACAAAAUGGGCAGGAAGUUCUUCGUCGGCGGUAACUGGAAAUGCAAUGGAACCACUGAAGAAGUGAAGAAGAUAGUUAAUGUACUCAACGAAGGUCAAGUGCCAUCUCAAGAUGUCGUUGAGGUUGUGAUUAGCCCACCGUUUGUGUUUCUUCCUCUGGUGAAGAGUUUGUUGAAGCCUGAUUUUCACGUUGCAGCCCAAAAUUGUUGGGUUAAGAAGGGAGGUGCUUUCACCGGUGAGGUUAGUGCGGAGAUGCUUGUCAAUUUGGGUAUCCCUUGGGUUAUACUUGGUCAUUCUGAAAGGAGACUUAUCUUAAAUGAAUCAAAUGAGUUUGUAGGGGAUAAAGUUAAGUAUGCACUUUCUCAAGGCAUAAAGGUGAUCGCUUGUGUUGGUGAGACUCUUGAGCAGCGUGAGUCAGGAUCUACUGUGGAUGUUGUUGCUGCACAAACUAAAGCAAUUUCAGAACGAGUCUCAGAUUGGUCAAAUAUUGUUUUGGCCUAUGAACCUGUGUGGGCUAUUGGAACUGGAAAAGUUGCUACUCCAGCUCAGGCUCAGGAAGUUCAUUCUGAACUUAGGAAAUGGCUCCAUGCAAACACCAGUCCUGAGGUUGCUGAAACAACCCGGAUAAUCUAUGGAGGAUCUGUAAAUGGUGCAAACUGCAAGGAAUUGGCAGCUCAGCCUGAUGUUGAUGGAUUUUUGGUGGGUGGAGCUUCUCUUAAGCCGGAGUUCAUUGACAUUAUCAAGUCUGCCGAGGUGAAGAAAAGUGCCUGAAGCUUGCUGAGUGUGGCAAACUUUUGUUCUAUUUGACAUGGUUUAUAAGACUCUGGUUUUCAGCAGAGGAAAAGUGCCUGAGCUUGUUUCGGACAUAGUUCCUGAGCCUCUGAUUUUGGAAAUACUUUUUUGAGGGAAUAAGUUAAUGCUUUUGUAUUUCCAUAAGCACUUCGAACUGGAUUUUAUCUGUCAAUAAAUCAUUCUAUUUCCCUCACCAUGUGUAGUUUAUUCUUGGCUGCCUGUGCUUCUCUCUCUUUGUUUAUAUUAUCUCCUGGAUUCAUCGA
Molecule: messenger RNA, 1189 nt
Organism: Pistacia vera
Lineage: Eukaryota; Viridiplantae; Streptophyta; Magnoliopsida; Sapindales; Anacardiaceae
Product: triosephosphate isomerase, cytosolic
Exons: 9
Coding region: 141-905 (254 amino acids)
Biological process (GO): glycerol catabolic process; gluconeogenesis; glyceraldehyde-3-phosphate biosynthetic process
Cellular component (GO): cytosol
Molecular function (GO): triose-phosphate isomerase activity
Source: RefSeq, a predicted model, not a curated record